AUGGAGGACACACAGGAAGAUCUUUCUCCCGCCCCCUCUGGCCAGAACAGCCCUUCCGUCUCCAUCAGCUCGUCCCCUUCCCAGUCCCUUCCCUCCACCCCUUCCUCUUCAUGUGGACCCCCCCAGACAGCCACGCCCCCUCUGUGCGUCAUCAGCGAGGGCGUCAGCGAGCUGAGCCUGGUGAUAGACCCUGAGGUGGCCCAGCGAGCGUGUCGGGAGGUCCUACAGAAGGUGAAGCUGGGGCAGGUGGACGCCGAGCCCGACCAGCGACAAAACGGGCCGGCGACGGACAAGGCCUCCCACGCUCCUCCCACGCCCGCCAUCAAGACGCCACAGAUCCGCGAGGAGGAUGACGACCCGACGGGCCCAGCGCCCGGCUCGGUGAAGAGCGCGCGGCGUCGGCAGAGACACAACCCCUCCAAACAGUCGUGGCUGCUGCGCCUUUUCGAGUCUAAGCUGUUUGACGUUUCCAUGGCGAUCUCCUACCUGCACAGCUCCAAGGAGCCCGGCGUGCAGGCGUACAUCGGGAACCGGCUCUUCAGCUUCCCGCACGAGGACGUGGACUUCUACCUGCCGCAGCUCCUCAACAUGUACAUCCACAUGGACGAGGACGUCGGCGACGCCAUCAAGCCUUACUUGGUGCACCGCUGCAGGCAGAGCAUCUCUUUCAGCCUGCAGUGCGCCUGGCUGCUGGGAGCGUACUCCUCCGACAUGCACAUCUCCACACAGCGCCACUCCAGAGGAACCAAACUCAGGAAGCUCAUCCUGUCAGAUGAACUCAAACCCUCCGGGCCCCGAGCCAGAAGGGAGCUGACUCUGACCCCGUUCUGCCCCGCGGCGUCCCCCGGGGGCCUUACGACGGAACACGCCCUGUCUCCGUCCAAACGGACCCAUCAGCGCUCCAAAUCUGACGCCACGGUCAGCAUCAGUCUGAGCAGCAACCUAAAGAGGACGGCUAGCAACCCGAAGGUGGAGAGCAGCCAGGACGAGGACAGCGCUUCCAGCUCCGACAGUCUGGAGUUGGAUUCUGGUCCCCCGGUGCGCCUGGCUCCUCAGAGGGAGUUCAUGAAAUCCCUGAUGGGGAUCGGGAAGCGGCUGGCCACGCUGCCCACCAAAGAGCAGAAGACCCAGCGGCUGAUCUCCGAGCUGUCGCUGCUCAACCACAAGCUCCCGGCUCGGGUCUGGCUGCCCACCGCCGCCUUCGACCACCACGUGGUCCGGGUGCCGCACACGCAGGCCGUCGUGCUCAACUCCAAAGACAAGGCUCCGUACCUGAUCUACGUGGAGGUUCUGGAAUGUGAGAACUUCGAGACGUCCAACGUUCCGAUGAGGAUCCCGGAGAACCGGAUCAGGAGCACGCGUUCAGUGGAGAACCUGCCGGACUGCGGCAUGAUGGUGGAGCAGCGAGCCGGAAGCCUCUCUGUCGUCCCGAACUACGACAACAACGACGAAGCCUGGUCUGUGGACGACAUCGGAGAGCUCCAGGUGGAGCUCCCAGAGGGCCACGCCAACAGCUGCGACAACAUCAGCCAGUUCUCAGUGGACAGCAUCACCAGCCUCGACAGCAAGGAGCCCGUCUUCAUCGCCGCUGGAGACAUCAGGCGCCGUCUGUCCGAGCAGCUGGCCCAGGCCCCCACCACCUUCAAACGGGACCCGGAGGACCCGUCAGCUGUGGCCCUGAAGGAGCCUUGGGAGGAGAAGGUCCGGAGGAUCAGGGAAGGUUCUCCUUAUGGUCACCUACCAAACUGGAGGCUUCUGUCGGUCAUUGUGAAGUGCGGCGAUGACCUGAGGCAGGAGCUGCUCGCCUACCAGGUGCUGCAGCAGCUGAAGUCCAUCUGGGAGCAGGAGCGCAUUCCUCUCUGGAUCAAGCCCUAUAAGAUCCUGGUCCUGUCCCACGACAGUGGGAUGAUCGAGCCCGUAGUGAACGCCGUGUCCAUCCACCAGGUGAAGAAGCAGAGCCAGCUGUCUCUGCUCGACUACUUCCUGCAGGAACACGGCGCUCAGACCACGGAGGAGUUCCUCACUGCUCAGAGGAACUUCGUCCAAAGCUGCGCCGGUUACAGCCUCAUCUGCUACCUGCUGCAGGUCAAAGACAGGCACAACGGGAACAUCCUGCUGGACGCCGAAGGACACAUCAUCCACAUCGACUUCGGCUUCAUCCUGUCCAGCUCUCCCAGGAACCUCGGCUUCGAGACGUCCGCCUUCAAACUGACGGCGGAGUUUGUGGAUGUGAUGGGCGGCCCAGAUGGAGACAUGUUUAACUACUACAAGAUGCUGAUGCUGCAGGGGCUGAUUGCAGCCAGGAAGCACAUGGACCGAGUGCUGCAGAUUGUAGAGAUCAUGCAGCAAGGUGAGCAAACAGGGCGUCCCACUACGCCCCUGUUCCCGUACCGCCGCCCACCUCAGCUUUCUCUGUGGUUUUUCCCAGGCUCCCAGCUGCCUUGCUUCCACGGCUCCAGCACCAUGCGAGGCCUGAAGGAGCGUUUCCACAUGUCCCUCACUGAGGAGCAGCUGCAACUACUGAUCGACCAGCUGGUGGACGGAUCCAUGAGGUCCCUCACCACCAAACUGUACGACGGCUUCCAGUAUCUCACCAACGGCAUCAUGUGACCUCCGCCACACGUUCUGGGAAUUCUCCGCGCUUUUAGAAACUCUUCUUCUUUAAUUCCAGCUUUGUGUUUGUUGUCCUUUUCCUUUAGUUUCUUCUUCCUAAUUUUUUAAAUCUCCGUCUUCCUCCUCUUAUGCUUUGUUGUUCUGAACUGGGUGGAGGCUUCUGAUUGGCUGAUCAGGAGGACUUCUGGCCAAUCGGAGAGCAGCCCAGUUUUAGUUGAACUGUGAACAGUGAGCAGGACGUUUGAACGGACCUCUGUGUGUUUUCCAUGACUGACGUCUGUGAAUGUUUGAGCCAUUAAAACCAGCCAGUGUCCACCUGCA
Molecule: messenger RNA, 2934 nt
Organism: Cyprinodon tularosa
Lineage: Eukaryota; Metazoa; Chordata; Actinopteri; Cyprinodontiformes; Cyprinodontidae
Gene: pi4kb
Product: phosphatidylinositol 4-kinase, catalytic, beta
Biological process (GO): phosphatidylinositol phosphate biosynthetic process; phosphatidylinositol-mediated signaling
Cellular component (GO): cytoplasm; membrane
Molecular function (GO): 1-phosphatidylinositol 4-kinase activity
Source: RefSeq, a predicted model, not a curated record